Molecule: messenger RNA, 696 nt
Organism: [Candida] anglica
Lineage: Eukaryota; Fungi; Ascomycota; Pichiomycetes; Serinales; Debaryomycetaceae
Source: the annotation of a GenBank genome assembly
UACACUGGAAACAAGAUGGAAGACACUGAUAGAACAAUUUCUCGUUUGUGGAGAUCCUUCAAGACCAUCAAGGAGAUGGUCAGAGAUAGAGGUUAUUACAUCACCCAAGAGGAAAUCGAUAUGUCCUUGGACGAGUUCAGAUCUAAGAUCUGUGACAGUAUGAACGUCCCACAAAGAAAGUUGAUGUGUUUCCAGGCGAACCCAACUUCUGAAUCCUUAGAAAAGUUCCCAGAUUUAGGAUCUUUAUGGGUUGAAUUCUGUGAUGAAUCUUCUGUUGGUAUCAAGACCAUGAGAAAUUUCUGUAUCCACAUUAGUGAAAAGAACUUCAGUACCGGUAUAUUCAUUUACCAAGCCAAUAUCACUCCUAGUGCCAACAAGUUGAUUCCAACUGUUUCUCCAGCAUCCAUCGAAACUUUCCAAGAAAGUGACUUGGUGGUUAACAUUACUCACCAUGAAUUGGUUCCAAAACAUAUCAAGUUGUCUCGUGACGAAAAGAAGGAAUUAUUGAACAGAUACAGAUUGAAGGAAUCUCAAUUACCCAGAAUCCAACGUGAAGACCCAGUUGCUCGUUACUUGGGAUUGAAGAGAGGUGAAGUUGUCAAGAUCAUCCGGAGAUCUGAGACCUCAGGUCGUUAUGCCUCGUACAGAAUCUGUUUGUAGUGUCAGUGUAUUAUAGGACAAAAUAAAAUAAAGUGU